Molecule: messenger RNA, 849 nt
Organism: Neurospora crassa OR74A
Lineage: Eukaryota; Fungi; Ascomycota; Sordariomycetes; Sordariales; Sordariaceae
Exons: 1
Coding region: 1-849 (282 amino acids)
Source: RefSeq, a predicted model, not a curated record
AUGCCUCCCAAAGCUGCUCCCGCUGAGGGCGCCACAUCUGGCCCUGUCAUCAACGGACAGACCCUCACCUUCCAAGAGACCAAGGUGGUUUGCGCCAUCUUGGAGAACCUGACCACCAGAGUCGAUGCCAACUGGGAGAAAGUCGCCGAGUCUCUCGGCCAGAAGAACGCCAAGAGUGCCAGAGAGGCGUGGAGACUGCUUCGCAAGAAGUGUGAUCUUAACCUGGAUGGCCUUCCUGAAGGCGCUGCUGCCGGCGCAGGCCCUGCCAGCGCAAAGAAGGCGGCUCCUGCUGUUGCUGCCGCCGAGAAUGGCGAAGUUGGUGCCACCCCGGUCAAGCGCGGCCGUGGUCGCCCCCCCAAGAAGGCCCUGAUGCUCACCCCCGGCAACGGUGGCGACGAGGACGCCGCUCUUUCCACCCCAGGCACUGCCCUGGGAAACCUGGACCUCGGUGAAAUGACACCUGAGACCCCCUCCAAGACGGGCUCUGGCGUGAAGCGUUCCGCCGAGGACGCGACUGACCCCGAUGCAAUCCUCUUCGAGGAAACUCCCGCAAAGAAAAAGGCCACGCCGCGCAAGCCGCGUAUGACGGCCAAGCAAAAGGCCGCGUUGGCAGCAGCAGCUGCUGCUCCCGCUCCCAUCGACGAGUCAGCCAACGGCACGACUGGUGCUGGCUUUGUGCCUGCUUCUUCUCCUGUUGGUGAUACCAUCAAUGAUGGCGACGACAACAGCAACAUUGACGUUGCCAUGCAAGGUGUCUCGGAGCUUGAGGCUAUCGCCGACACUCUCGCUGCUGAUGAUGCGGCUGACGCUGCUCAUCUUGUGGGUGGUAUUGAUCCUGACGAGAACUAG